This is a messenger RNA of Bipolaris zeicola 26-R-13, 633 nucleotides long. RefSeq lists its product as uncharacterized. Gene Ontology annotation, biological process: sphingoid catabolic process. The record is from RefSeq and is a predicted model, not a curated record. Bases 1 to 633 code for a protein of 210 amino acids. The transcript has 3 exons. Gene Ontology annotation, cellular component: endoplasmic reticulum. NCBI's taxonomy places the organism in Eukaryota, Fungi, Ascomycota, Dothideomycetes, Pleosporales, Pleosporaceae.
AUGGCGAUUUUCGACUUGAAAAAGAACCUCGUCUUCUACGGCGCAUACCACCGCGACCCCACAAACGUCGCCAUCCACAUGGUCUGCGUCCCUAUCCUCCUCGGCACAGGCUUUCUCUUCGGCACCAACACCCCCACCCUCCCCAUCCGCACCCCCGCCCUCCUAACCCGCCUCCACCUCCCCCCCAACCUCGGCACCCUCGCCGCAGCAACCUACUCAACCCUGUAUCUCCUCCUCUCCCCCAACCUCGCCGGAGCCACCAUAACCCCGCUCGUCCUCUCCCUCGCCUCCGCCUCAAACUACCUCACAACGCGCUUUUCCAAAACAAAAGUCAACUCCAUCGCCGCCGCCGUGCACAUCGUCAGCUGGAUCCUACAGUUUGUGGGCCACGGCAAAUAUGAGGGCAGGAAACCCGCGCUGCUGGAUAAUCUGGUCCAAGCCCUGUUUUUAGCGCCCCUGUUUGUGUGGUAUGAGGCGCUGUUUAAGUUGGGGUUUUACAAGGGGCUGAAGAAAGAGGUUGAGGAGGGGGUGGAGGAGGAGGUGAGGAGGAUGAGGGAGGGAGGGAAGGGGAAGGGGAAGAGGAAGGGGUUGGGGGGUGAGGAGAAGGGGUAUGGGACUGUUGGGGAGGAGUGA